Molecule: messenger RNA, 966 nt
Organism: Cryptosporidium muris RN66
Lineage: Eukaryota; Apicomplexa; Conoidasida; Eucoccidiorida; Cryptosporidiidae
Exons: 1
Coding region: 1-966 (321 amino acids)
Cellular component (GO): endoplasmic reticulum; plasma membrane; Golgi apparatus
Source: RefSeq, a predicted model, not a curated record
AUGAAGUUAGUCAAGUCAAAGAUAUUGGUCAAACUACGCCAUGGUCAAUAUAAAGUUGAUAAUAUCCUUGAUUCUAUGAUACAACAGGAUAUGAAGAUUUGGAAACCUGGCCAGUUACUAUAUGACCCAAGAUUAGCGUGUAUCCUAUUUGGAAUUGGUGCAAUUUUGAACUUUAUAAUUGCUUCAUUUUUCCUAGUUUACUACAGAAAUCCAUUAUAUUAUGAAAUUAUAUCUGAUCCCAUUACUAAUUUGACGAAUAGCUUUGUUUUGAAUGUACCUAGGGACUUGCCAGGACCAGUAAAUGUAAACAUCUACUUUUCAAAUUUUUAUCAAAAUUUUCGCUCUUAUGUACAGAGUAGGCCUCCAGAAAUAUAUCCGGGUUUCUCAUGUGGACCUGCAACUACAAUCAACUACUUAAAAAAUAUUCGUGGAGAUACACUUGAUAAUUAUAUUGAUACUGAUAUGGAGAACUCAACUAUAAAUAUUGAUGGUGAAACUAUUUUAAAUCCAUGUGGAUUAACUUCUCUGAGCCUCUACAAUGAUGAAUUUACUAUAUCUAAUUUUGAUAGUGGAAAUGAAUCCAUAUCACUUCAAAUAGGAGAUAUUUCUAUUAAUAAUGACUUUACACUAUUUGCUAUACCAUAUAAUAAAAGUUUUUGGAUAAAUACGACUGAUCCUCAUUAUAGAAUAUGGAUGCAUAGUGCAUGGUUACCAAAUUUUAAGAUGGUAUGGGGACAAAUUAUAGAAGGACUGAGUACUGGAAAAUAUGUAUUUAAUAUGACAAAAAAUUAUUGGCCAGCAGAACACUUUAAUGCAGAAAAAAGGAUUGGAAUUGAGACAGUCUCACCUCUUGGUAGUAAAAACCUUGUUGCAAUAUACUUUUUUUUUUUUCUGGGGUCCUGGCUAACAUUAACAAUGCUAAUUAUCCUUAUUCAAGUAAUUUGGAUUUGUAAUAGAACAAAAUAG